Molecule: messenger RNA, 594 nt
Organism: Vicia villosa (hairy vetch)
Lineage: Eukaryota; Viridiplantae; Streptophyta; Magnoliopsida; Fabales; Fabaceae
Exons: 1
Coding region: 1-594 (197 amino acids)
Source: RefSeq, a predicted model, not a curated record
AUGGUAGGGGCGAAUCUUAGAAGAAAGCAUACUUGGUUGAGAGUGUUAAACAAUUUAAGAAGUAGACUUUCAAUGUGGAAAGGUAGAAACAUAUCCAUCGGGGGUAGAGUGACACUUAUUAAUUCGGUGCUCAAUGCUAUUCCUUCUUUCACUCUAUCUUUUUUCAAGGCCCCGGGUUUGGUUUUAAAAGAGAUAAGAAGUAUUCUUAAUAACUUUUUAUGGUGUGGCAAUGCGAAUAAAAGAUGUGGGCAUUGGGUGGAUUGGCACACGGUUUGUAAACCUAAAGAGAAAGGGGGUUUAGGGGUGAGAGAUGUGGGGGAGGUGAACAAAGCUUUACUUCUUAAGUGGAAAUGGAGGAUUCUCUUGGAAGAUAAAACUUUGUGUAGUGAUUUUUUGGCGAUGAGAUACUUUGAUCCGAAAGUGAAGGUGUUGGCUAUUGGUGGGUGUGCUAAUAGCUCUAAGGAUUCCUUAUGGUGGAGGGAUGUCAUUAACAUUGAUUUGAUGGAGGCCCCUUGUGAGGAUGGUUUCAAGGGUUGUGUUCAAAGCAUAUUUAAAAAGGAACCAAUGUUUCUUUCUGGUUUGGUCUUUGGAUAG